Messenger RNA from Sarcophilus harrisii (Tasmanian devil), 417 nucleotides. Its product is annotated as transient receptor potential cation channel subfamily V member 1-like. Gene Ontology annotation, cellular component: membrane. The transcript has 4 exons. The record is from RefSeq and is a predicted model, not a curated record. Lineage: Eukaryota; Metazoa; Chordata; Mammalia; Dasyuromorphia; Dasyuridae. Gene Ontology annotation, molecular function: monoatomic ion channel activity. Gene Ontology annotation, biological process: monoatomic ion transport. The coding region runs from base 1 to 417 and encodes 138 amino acids.
AUGGACUCCCACCAGGAAGGGAGCCGGCCCGUGCCCCAUCAUUCAGCUCAGCCCCAUGGUGGAAAGGCCCCUGGUGGCGGCGGUCUGGGCCGCAGCCGCCUCAGGACCCCUCCGCCCCGCCUCGGAAAGUCCCUCAAGCUCUACGACCGCAAGAAGAUCUUCGAGGCCGUGGCCCAGGGCAGCUGCGAGGAGCUCGGGGACCUGUUGGUCUACCUCCAGCGCAGCCUGAAGAAGCUCACCGACAGCGAGUUCAAAGACCCGGAGACCGGGAAGAGCUGCCUGCUCAAAGCCAUGCUGAACCUCCACAACGGCAAGAACGAGACCAUCCCCCUCCUGCUGGACAUCGCCCGGCAGACCGGCAACCUGAGAGAGUUCGUGAACGCCAGCUACACCGACAGCUACUACAAGGGGCGCUGA